GGGAGGCGGCGCCGCGGCUCCGCCAUGUCCACCCCGGCGCGCCGCCGCCUGAUGCGCGACUUCAAGAGAUUGCAAGAAGACCCUCCUGUGGGUGUCAGUGGUGCACCAUCUGAGAAUAACAUAAUGCAAUGGAAUGCAGUUAUAUUUGGGCCAGAAGGGACACCUUUUGAAGAUGGUACUUUUAAACUAGUAAUAGAAUUUUCCGAAGAAUAUCCAAAUAAGCCUCCAACUGUUAGAUUUUUAUCAAAAAUGUUCCAUCCAAAUGUGUAUGCAGAUGGCAGCAUAUGUUUAGAUAUUCUUCAGAAUCGCUGGAGUCCAACAUAUGAUGUUUCAUCUAUUUUAACUUCAAUUCAGUCUCUGCUUGAUGAACCCAAUCCAAACAGUCCAGCAAACAGUCAGGCAGCACAACUUUACCAGGAGAACAAACGUGAAUAUGAGAAAAGAGUUUCAGCUAUUGUUGAACAAAGUUGGAAUGAUUCGUAACAGCUGCUGUGUUACUCUCCAUCCUCAUAAUCAUUAUGUACAAUUUAACCCUCAAUAGAAAGGCUACCAGAAAUUUCAAGUGCCACAGUUCUAUGAAUUUGCAUAAAAGCUCAUUUGCAAACAAAAUUAAGCCCUUCAGUUUAGGGAAAGCUAAAAGCUUGUGUAUCUCAAUUAACGUCCUUUUUAUUGCAUGGUAAGAACUAAGUUAUUGCUACAUAAAUUUGUAAUAUAUCCUGUUUGUAUUUUUUUUCCAAGUGUAUAAUGUUGGUGUGGAGUUUUCAUGACAGAAUAUACACAUUUUGUAAAUCUGUACUUUUUCAAAUAUUGAAUGCCUUAUUUUUGAAUUCUUUAGAUUUUUAAAUUGGAGAAAAGCACUUAAAGUUUUUAUAUAUGAAUAUUUCAUGUAAAACUGUUAAAUACAUAACCUUAGUGCAAGACA
Molecule: messenger RNA, 922 nt
Organism: Taeniopygia guttata (zebra finch)
Lineage: Eukaryota; Metazoa; Chordata; Aves; Passeriformes; Estrildidae
Gene: UBE2B
Product: ubiquitin conjugating enzyme E2 B
Source: RefSeq, marked provisional